This is a messenger RNA of Funneliformis mosseae, 120 nucleotides long. NCBI's taxonomy places the organism in Eukaryota, Fungi, Glomeromycota, Glomeromycetes, Glomerales, Glomeraceae. The record is from the annotation of a GenBank genome assembly.
AUGAACAAAAUGAAUAGUGGAUGUUUUGAGCAAACCAAUAUAGAAAUCAUGGAUGAUUCUGGCAGACCUUCAACGCUCUUUUUAACUGAUGCUCCUGAAUGCAACAAAUUUGAUAAUUAG